AUGGUGACCUUCCGUGCUCCUUCAGACUGGAAUCUCCCGCAUUUGGAGUGCUGCCACUGCAGCCAGUCCUGUCAUUGCUGCCCCUGCCUGGUCAGCACUAUGGGCACCACGUCUUUCUUGACAAGGGCCCGGGGUCUGCUCCGCAUCCGAAAUCAGCUGGUGCGGGAAUGCCUGGCUGAGCUGCUGGCCACCUUCGUGAUGAUGACAAUCACACUGAGCAGCGCUGCACAGAAGACUACCUUCUUUGAGACGAAGGGGAACCUCCUCACCAGCUACCUGGGAAGUGCCCUGGGUGUCAUGGCAGGCAUCUACGUAGCAGGGGGAAUCUCUGGGGCCCACAUGAACCCAGCAUUCUCCUUAGCCAUGUGCCUGAUCGAGCAGUUUCCCUGGUGGAAGUUUCCCAUCUUUGUGGUUGUGCAGACCUUGGGAUCUUUCAUAUCUGCUGGAGCUGUUUAUAUCCUCUACUAUGAUGCCAUCUGGCACUACAGCAAUGGGACCCUUACUGCCUUUGGCCCCCGAGAAACUGCCUCCAUCUUUGUCACCUACCCAGCUGACUAUGUCUCCGUCGCCAAUGGCUUCUUGGACCAGGUGAUUGGCACAGGGGUGCUGAUAUUGGUUGUCAUGGGCCUCAUGGACACCCGCAACAAGGCUGUCCCCAAGGGCCUUGAACCAGUGGUUGUGGCUCUCUUGGUGCUCUCCAUUGAGUGCUCCAUGGGGGCCAACUGUGGCUGCCCCCUGAACCCUGCGCGGGACAUCGGGCCCCGGCUUUUCAUCUGUCUGGCAGGUUGGGGCCUGGAGGUCUUCAGCAGGGGCAAUGGAUGGUGGUGGGUGCCACUGGUAGCACCGCUGCUGGGGGCCGCCGUGGGCACAUCCCUGUACCAGCUCUUUGUGGCUUUCCACUACCCGGAGGAGGAUAGCGAAGUCCUGGCAGAGCAGGGCUCCAUCGUUCUAGUCAACACCACCAUCGAGCCAGACAUUGGGAUGUCACCCAAGGAGAAGGACACUGAGGAGACAGUGCCUGCCGGGUAUCCUCCUCCACCGUGCGUGUGA
Molecule: messenger RNA, 1050 nt
Organism: Pseudopodoces humilis (Tibetan ground-tit)
Lineage: Eukaryota; Metazoa; Chordata; Aves; Passeriformes; Paridae
Gene: AQP10
Product: aquaporin 10
Biological process (GO): water transport; glycerol transmembrane transport
Cellular component (GO): plasma membrane; basolateral plasma membrane
Molecular function (GO): water channel activity; glycerol channel activity; urea transmembrane transporter activity
Source: RefSeq, a predicted model, not a curated record